Molecule: messenger RNA, 998 nt
Organism: Armigeres subalbatus
Lineage: Eukaryota; Metazoa; Arthropoda; Insecta; Diptera; Culicidae
Product: UPF0389 protein CG9231
Exons: 3
Coding region: 230-718 (162 amino acids)
Source: RefSeq, a predicted model, not a curated record
UAAAAAUAUUUUCAUCUUCUCGAUCGAGUCGCAUUACCAGCAGCUGUGGUGGUCGUGGAUUCACGCACGAAGACAUUCAGAUUUCCGCCGUACAAAAGAUCCUCCUAGUCGGUCAUUCGUUGGUCAGAUCAAGUUGGAAACCGUUCGUAAAAGCACGGCAAAGUGUUGCAAUCCUCCGCGAGUGAAAUUAUCUGGUUACGGAAAUCUUCAUUAGAAAGUUUUAGUCGCAAUGAGUUUUCUCAGUGCAUGCAGUUUGGCACGUAUCUACGCCAUCAGCGGUCGUCAGCUGGGAACCGGUUUUGUUGCACGUACACAUCAGCAGCAGGUGGCCGCCUGCUCAUCGUCCAGUUCGGUCCAACCUAAGGAACCACCGAAGACACCAUCGACGAGCCCUACCGAAAACGUAGUUUUUAAUGCCCGCACUCAUCGCCCGAAUGAUUUUGAGAAACGACUUCUGGUUUUCACUAAGAAGUACAAAUCCAAAGACGAGAUUCCCCAGUACAUCAAUGAAGAUGUGAUGGAACGAUGUCGCAACCAGGUGCGCAUAAAGAUCGCCAAUUAUAUGAUGAUCGCGACUGCCAUUGGGUGUAUCGUCAUGAUCUUCGCCGGCAAAAAAGCCCAGGAACGGGGUGAAUCUGUACAAAAAAUGAAUCUUGACUGGCACAAGGAGUACAACGAAAAGGCCCGAAAGGAAAUGGCAGAGACUUCAAAAAAUUGAAUCGUUUUAUAGUGUUGGGAAAUAUUCCAGCACCAGUGGAAACGGUUCCGUUCGGGAGCCAAAGUGAGUUUCCUUUUUCAUAUAUUUGGACCGCACUACGUGUAUGGUCAUAUAUUGUGUUAGAAUAGUUCAAGCUCCCAUUGAAAAUGACGACUUUGUAAGAGAGCGUAAUGAUAACGAUUGUGUGAAGUGUGAUGACCAGGAAUGUGUCAUAGAUAUUUAAUGUGACAGAGUAAUUCAAAACAGAAUAACACAGAAAAUAUAGAAUGUUCCUCAUUGA